AUGCGCUUGCCAAGGAAGCCUGCUGCUGCUGCGGCGGCAGCAGCAGCUCUGCUGGUUCCCGUCCCCCUACUGGCUGUACAGCUCUCAGGGCAAAGGCUUGGUUCGACACUGUCACGGCCAGAUAUCCCCACCAUCGAGGUCGACAGUGGUAUCUCGCUGUUGCAGCGAGCGCAGCGUGUGAUGCAUCCGAGGGAACGGCAUGCUUCUCUACAGCCCGAUCGGCCGCGCUGGAAAGAGCCGGGUACCUGGCUGUCGCUCUCUCUGCAGCAGCAGGACGAGCACCAUCGGUCGGAGGAAGAACAACAUAAGCAGGAGCAGGAGCAGGAGCAGGCAACACGAGAAGCAGCAUCCGCAACAGAGAGCUCCCAGGCUUCGGGGAAUGCAGCGAGCUCUACUGCAGCCUAUUCUGACUCGGCGACAGCGGCAGCCAUUGCGGCUUCUCCGGAGUCCGAUACAGCCGGACUUCCUCUUAAGGAGAGCCACAUUUCUGCAGGAGCUGCAGCGACGCCAGCAGAAGGCAAGGUGCAAGCCAAGCACGUCUCGUCAGUGGGACUGCCUCUCCCCGCCCACCUAGAAGCUCUUGAAGCACGCAUGCAGCAGAGUCUGAAGGAGACGCGCAUGACGCUCAACCACAAAACGGGAGGAUCCCUUCCUGAAUACGGGGAGGCGGGGUCCCUUCCGAUGCUUUGUGGGACCUGGCAGACGCUCCCCGAGUCCCCCGCAUUUGCUGCAUCGACCGAAAUCACCUUUUAUCGCGAGAGCGACAGCGAGGCAACCGCAGCACUUGAAACGCAUCGCCCGGCGCCUUACGUGACUUGCCAGUGGCUGCCACAGCAACAAAUCCAUAUAGUGGAGACCCGGCAGUUCAGGCUGUCUCCUCAGAUCGUACAAAUUGACAGACAAGAGUUCCACUCCAAACAAGGAUGCGAGCUCGAAGCUCUUCGUAGAGUGUGGGUGCAAAAGGGAACUUGGUCGGUUGCUAGCGAGAGAGACGUGCCAGCAAUUAAAACGCGCAACCUCACUAUAAAUAUCACUUGGGAGUCUGCUGUUGUUACCGACUAUCCGCCGCAGCAGGGGCAGCAGGAGCACCAAGGGGAGGCAAAGCAGGAAGAGAAGCCCCCACAGCAGGAGCAGGAGGGGACGUGCCCCGCCGAUGGCAAUAAAGAUGUGUGGCUUUCUGCAGUGUCGUUCAUCUCGGUGGACGUGGCGCGAAGUUGCACCAAGACGCAAGCCGACUCCAUGUAUUCAUGGAGUUCUGCAGCUGAGUUCCUUGUCGAGCCGCAGGGCGUGGCCGUCUCGCACGAGGCAAUCAAGCAGCGCCGACGCGUGCUUGGACUCAUAAGGCUCAAGGCCCUUAAGGCCACUGUACAGACACACUGGGGCCCUAGGGCCCUCACGGCCUUCAGAGACAGACAUCGCAGAGUUUGGAGUCCUCGACUCGAGUUUCUCUACCAACACACGUGGAAGCAGUUCCUCUCUGCUGCGGACCCUUGGGCUCGGUCACUCUGUCGCUGGGAGGUUCUCCGAGAAGCCUGCUUCGAGCCGCCGCUGCUCGAACUCGCCGAGGCCCUCCAUCGUCUCAAAGGAAACCCUCCAGGGGCGUUUGUGAAGGGCAGUCUAAACUCCACGUCCUGCAAAAUCAAUCACCUUGAUCUGCAGCUCUCAAGGCACCCCAACGGCGCGGAGUUCCUCACCGUCCCGCUCUACCCAUACAACGCCGCUACUGCCGACAUCAUUUCGCUGAGAAAAAUCAGUGGCUGCAAUGACGGCAGAGACAUCGUGAAGGCCAAGGGUGCCCCCAGGAGACAUACAAUGCUGGAAGAGCAGGCGGGGGGAAAGUAG
Cyclospora cayetanensis is the source of this 1842-nucleotide messenger RNA. RefSeq lists its product as uncharacterized. The record is from RefSeq and is a predicted model, not a curated record. Bases 1 to 1842 code for a protein of 613 amino acids. NCBI's taxonomy places the organism in Eukaryota, Apicomplexa, Conoidasida, Eucoccidiorida, Eimeriidae. The transcript has 7 exons.